Molecule: messenger RNA, 2760 nt
Organism: Aspergillus versicolor CBS 583.65
Lineage: Eukaryota; Fungi; Ascomycota; Eurotiomycetes; Eurotiales; Aspergillaceae
Gene: schA
Product: serine/threonine protein kinase SCH9
Exons: 2
Coding region: 1-2760 (919 amino acids)
Biological process (GO): protein phosphorylation
Molecular function (GO): ATP binding; protein serine/threonine kinase activity
Source: RefSeq, a predicted model, not a curated record
AUGGAGUAUGCGAAUUGUCAAAGAUUUUGUGGCGCUAACAUCUCUAUCAGCGAUGGUGUUCAGGACGACGAUAGCCAGGAUCAAAUUGGUUCGAAUACACCGAGUCCGACUGGGAUUUCCACCCCGCAGCCCGACCCGGCUGACAAGCGUCUACCAUCCAUAAUGCACAAUUAUUUCCAGGUUGGUAGUUCUUCUGCUGUCAUGCUUCGCUCUCUCAAAACCCGGUUUUCCCUCUCCGGCCCUUCUCCCUCUUCCGCAGACAAUGUGCAGUCGAGUGCGCUUUCAAAUGGGACAUGCGAUGAUCAAAAAACGGGACACUCUUCCUCAUCAUCCGGAUCUUUUGUCAUGAUGGAGCGUGACGAGGCUCACCUCAGUUCGCCGAACACUCCAGACAAGGAGAUGGAAACCCACCAGGUUUCGCAAGAUACCCUCCCUCCCACGGCCCUUCCCACUCCCCCUUGCUCCUCGACGUGCUCCCUCCUUCAAAAAGAACCCGAAGAGUCAGAAGUGGGACUACCAAUUCCAGAUAAAGGAAUGGGGUCUAUUUUUUCCACAUUGAAAAACUACCUGUCUCCUUCUAGGAGCGUGUCCUGCUCUGACCCCCAAGCACGCCGACAUACCUCCCAUCCCGUCUCCAGCGUCUCUGACGACCCCGUCCUUGCCUCUCAUUUUUCCAAGCCUUCUCUUUCCCAUGCCUCGGAAGCACACUGUCAAGUGGAAGCAACCCUCCUCGACCAUGAAAAACCACAACUGUCCACAUCUCCUAAGAAUCCUACGAAGCUAACUGCGAACGUGUCAAACCCUCCGAAUUUAAAGAAUACCCCUCCUCUUACACCUCGGGCGAUGUCCGAUGAUGAUUUGCAACCCAAUGUGAAAAACCCCGCACCUCCCCCUCGUUCGUCGAACCAGACCCAAUCGCCGCCCGACGAGUUGUCAGACUCCGCCGAUGAAAUUACAGGAAAACUCAACGAGGUAUUCCCUUCGUCGAUGGACACUACCACCUCUACUUCUCCAACUUCAGGUCCCCCUGUGGCCUCCCUAAAGGGCAAGCUUUACGUCAAAAUUUCGGAAGCGAGAGGGCUUAGACCCGGGUUCGACCCUUAUGUUGUUUGCGUUUUCGAGUGGAACGAGGUGAUUUCGAAGAGUGUCCAAGACGAGGAAGAAGAAUCUUUGAAACGACAGCAAAAGGAGCUCGAACAGUCAGAUCUUGAUGCCGGUCGGCCAAUGGCUAUUCCCUUGAAGAGCCGACAAAGCAGUCAUAACCCUGCACUCGAGAAUCCGGAGCACAGAGGACAAGCUCCAGUAACAGAUCCACACUGGAACCAUGAAGCUGUUUUUGAUGUUUUCGGAGACCAGUCUGAAGUUGACGUCUCAGUAUAUGAUCGCAAUGACUCGGAAGCCUUUAUGGGCCAUGUGCGGCUCUGUGUCAAUCUCAAAGAGGAUCAGAGUCGCUUAGAAGGCUGGUUCCCGCUGGCCGGUCGGGCUGCAGGGGAUUCUCAGGUCUCCGGAGAGAUUCAUAUGGAGAUGAAGUUCGAAAAAGAGGAUACAAAACAGGUCGGACCCAAUGAUUUCCAGAUCCUGAAGCUCAUCGGAAAAGGAACAUUCGGCCAAGUGUAUCAAGUAAAAAAGAAGGAUUCACGCCGUAUUUAUGCCAUGAAGGUUCUGUCGAAGAAGGUCAUCAUUCAAAAGAAGGAAGUUGCCCACACGGUGGGGGAGCGAAAUAUCUUGGUUCGAACUGCUAUGGCUGCUUCCCCGUUUAUUGUCGGACUCAAGUUCUCAUUUCAGACCCCUACCGAUCUCUACCUCGUCACUGACUACAUGUCCGGCGGUGAAUUAUUCUGGCAUCUUCAGAAAGAGGGACGGUUUCAGGAACCACGCGCCAAGUUCUACAUUGCUGAGCUCAUUCUGGCAUUGCAGCAUCUUCACGAACAUGAUAUCGUGUAUCGCGACCUCAAGCCGGAAAAUAUUCUCCUUGAUGCCAACGGUCAUAUUGCGCUUUGCGAUUUCGGACUUUCAAAGGCGAACCUUACCCAGAAUGAUACAACAAACACCUUCUGCGGCACCACAGAAUAUCUUGCCCCGGAGGUACUGCUUGACGAACAAGGAUAUACCAAAAUGGUGGACUUCUGGUCUCUAGGUGUCCUUGUUUUCGAAAUGUGCUGUGGCUGGAGUCCGUUCUAUGCGGAAGAUACGCAGCAGAUGUACAAGAACAUCGCUUUCGGUAAAGUCCGAUUCCCCCGUGAUGCUCUCAGUACGGAAGGGCGAAAUUUCGUCAAGGGCUUGCUCAAUCGAAACCCCAAGCAUCGCCUGGGAGCCCAAGAUGAUGCGAAAGAGCUCAUGGCACACCCCUUCUUCCAUGAUGUCGAUUGGGCUGCGCUGGGGAGGAAGGAAGUUAUUCCACCUUUCAAACCCAAACUCAAGUCUGACACUGAUACCUCCAACUUUGACCCUGAGUUUACCAAUGCUCUUGAAAACAACAACUCACUGAAUGAUCGGGCUGCCGCCCUUGCCAAUGGGUUCAUGGCUGCGUCAACGCCACUGUCUCCAGGAAUGCAAGCCAACUUCAAAGGAUUUACCUUCGUCAAUGAAAGCUCAAUCGAUCACCACUUCAAAGUUGAAGAUGGGGAUCACAUGGAGGAGGACGAGACAUGGCAUCGAUCUCACCGGUCUGGAAAUUCUAUAGAUCACCGCAUGACUGGCGUUCAAAAGACUGGCGAUGCCGGUGAGAUUUUCAAUGUUGAUGACAAUUUUGACAUGUGA